AUUAUAUUCUUUUCUAGCUACCUGAUGUACUAUGCUUUCUUGUGAUAUUUGUGGUGAAACAGUAACCUCAGAACCAGACAUGAAGGCUCACCUUCUAAUUGUUCACAUGGAAAAUGAAGUUAUAUGUCCAUUUUGCAAGUUGUCAGGCGUGAAUUAUGAUGAAAUGUGUUUUCAUAUUGAAACUGCUCAUUUUGAGCAAAAUGAACUAGAAAGAAGCUUUGAGAGAAUCAAUACAAUACAGAUUAGAACUUCAGAUAACAGGAAAGACACCUUACAGUGUAGAAUGGAAGUUAAUUCUAGUGUCCAUUCAGCUUGUGCAUCUAAUCAUCCAAAAAUUUCAGCUCAAAGCCUGCCUAAUGAUGGUACUUUAAAACAUAAAGCCUUUUAUUCGGAGAACUUAACUGAAUCUAGAAAAUUCCUUAAAAGUAAGGAAAAAGAGUGUGACCCAUCUAAAAUAAAAAGAUCAAUUUAUGAAACAACGUAUAGUCCUCCCGAAUGUCCGUUCUGCGGAAGAAUAGAAGAUUGUAGUCAAGAUAUGGAAAAUCAUGUGAAAACAAAGCAUGCUGAUCUUUUAGACACUCCAUCAGAAGACCAUGAUCAACCAUUGUAUGACUGUCCUAUGUGUGGGCUCAUCUGUACAAAUUACCAUAUUCUCCAGGAACAUGUUGACUUACAUUUGGAAGAAAGCAACUUUGGACAAGGCAUAGAUAGAGUCCAAUGUUCUAGAGAUCUAGAAUUGGCUCACCAGCUUCAACAAGAAGAAGACAGAAAGAGGAGAUCUGAAGAAGCACGACAAGAAAUGGGAGAAUUUCAGAAGCUGCAGAGACAAUAUGGUUUAGAUAAUUCUGGAGGAUACAAACAACAGCAACUACGAAAUAUGGAGAUAGAAGUCAAUAGGGGAAGAAUGCAUCCAUCUGAAUUUCAUAGAAGAAAAGCUGAUAUGAUGGAAUCGCUAGCUAUUGGUAUUGAUGAUGGAAAAACAAAAACUUCUGGAAUUAUUGAAGCACUUUACAGAUACUAUCAGAAUGCGGCCACAGAUGUGAGGCGCGUGUGGCUUUCCACAGGGGUGGAUCACUUUCAAUCGUCUUUUGGUGACAAAGGUUGGGGUUGUGGUUACCGAAAUUUCCAGAUGCUACUUUCAUCAUUACUGCAAAAUGAUGCUUAUGACGAUUGCUUGAAAGGUAUGUCAAUUCCUUGCAUUCCAAAAAUUCAGUCUAUGAUUGAAGAUGCGUGGAAGGAGGGUUUUGAUCCUCAGGGUGCCUCUCAACUUAAUAACAGGUUACAGGGGACAAAGGCCUGGAUCGGAGCAUGUGAAGUAUAUACACUUCUGACCUCCCUAAGGGUAAAAUGCCGCAUUGUUGAUUUUCAUAAGUCAACUGGUCCUUUGGGUACACAUCCUCGUUUAUUUGAAUGGAUAUUGAACUAUUAUUCUUCAGAGAGAGAAGGGAGUCCAAAAGUAGUGUGUACAUCUAAACCUCCAAUCUAUCUUCAGCAUCAAGGUCAUAGUCGAACAGUUGUUGGAAUUGAAGAGAGAAAAAACCGAACAUUAUGUUUACUAAUAUUUGAUCCUGGAUGUCCUUCUCGAGAAAUGCAGAAACUGUUAAAGCCAGACAUGGAGGCUAGCAAUCUCAAGCAACUUCGGAAAUUUGUGGGAAAUUUAAAACAUAAGCAAUACCAGAUAGUGGCAGUAGAGGGUGUUCUUUCUUCAGAGGAGAAAGUUGCCAGGAGACAAGCUUCUCAAGUUUUCACAGCCGAGAAGAUUCCUUGAAGAAUUAAGCAUUUCAGUGAUCAUGGAAUUUUACUUUAUUUUCCAAAUUCAGAUAUUAAGGUCCCUAAUACAGCUUACGAAUCUGAAUUCCUUACUCAACUUACAAUUUAAUUUCUAAAACAUCUAAAUCACACCUCGUGUACCUCAUUCUUUAGUAACUAUUUCAAUAAACAAUUUUGUUUGC
Molecule: messenger RNA, 1952 nt
Organism: Neomonachus schauinslandi (Hawaiian monk seal)
Lineage: Eukaryota; Metazoa; Chordata; Mammalia; Carnivora; Phocidae
Gene: ZUP1
Product: zinc finger containing ubiquitin peptidase 1
Exons: 9
Coding region: 32-1768 (578 amino acids)
Source: RefSeq, a predicted model, not a curated record